This is a messenger RNA of Zingiber officinale, 1102 nucleotides long. Its product is annotated as 20 kDa chaperonin, chloroplastic-like. Gene Ontology annotation, biological process: positive regulation of superoxide dismutase activity. Bases 149 to 922 code for a protein of 257 amino acids. NCBI's taxonomy places the organism in Eukaryota, Viridiplantae, Streptophyta, Magnoliopsida, Zingiberales, Zingiberaceae. The record is from RefSeq and is a predicted model, not a curated record. Gene Ontology annotation, cellular component: mitochondrial matrix; chloroplast. Gene Ontology annotation, molecular function: protein folding chaperone; ATP binding; protein-folding chaperone binding. The transcript has 6 exons.
AAGCGUGUUCCGCGGGGCAACAGAAGCUUCUCGGAUAAUACCUACGCCGUCUCGUUUCGACUGCAAGCCCAGCAGGAAGUGCCAAUUACCCAUCGCUAGGGUUUUGUGUCUGCUCCCCUUGAUCGAGGUAGGAUUUUUCCUUGGACCGAUGGCAGCCCUGCAACCGUUUUCAUGCGGAGUGGUCGGAGCGCGGAGUUUUCCUUUGUUCGAAGGUCUCCGUCUUGCCCCAACCGCCGCUCGCACCUCUUCCUGUGCUGGAGCACGAGGGAUGGCGCUAAAAAGGAGUUUUUCUGGACUUGUCGUCAAGGCUGCUACAGUUAUCGCUCCCAAGUACACAUCUAUCCAGCCUGUGGGUGAUAGAGUCUUAGUUAAGAUCAAGUCUUCUGAGGAGCAAACCAGUGGAGGAAUACUUCUGCCUACUACUGCUCAGACAAAACCUCAAAGUGGUGAGGUUGUUGCUGUUGGAGAAGGUAGAACAAUUGGGAAAAUUGAAAUAAAAAUUGGAAUUGAGGCUGGUAAACAAGUCGUCUACUCAAAGUAUGCUGGAACAGAACUUGAAUUCCAUGGAUCGAAUCAUCUAUUGUUGAAAGAAGAUGACCUCAUUGGUAUUCUUGAAACGGACGAUAUCAAGGACCUCAAGCCACUCAAUGAUCGAGUUCUAAUCAAGGUGGCAGAAGCGGAAGAGAAAACUGCUGGUGGUUUACUGCUAACUCAGGCCACAAAGGAGAAGCCUUCGGUGGGGACGGUGAUUGCCGUGGGCCCUGGCAAUUUAGAUCCAGAAGGCAAUAGAACACCAUUGAAACUCGAAGCUGGGAGCAACGUCAUGUUUUCCAAGUAUGCUGGAAGUGAGUUCAAAAGCAGCGACGGUGCAGAAUUCAUUGUUCUGAGAGCAUCAGACGUGAUGGCAUCCCUCUCUUCGUAGGCUAGUCUUGCGCCAACAUUAAUUUUAUUGAAUCUAAUAUCCUAUUCUGAGAUUAUUCUCCAACCAUGGCUUUAAGAUUUAUAUUAUUUAGUUAAAACUAAUUUGUAUACAACCCAUCAUUUCUUUAAAAUUGCUGGGAACAUUUUGAAGCAAUCUGAAGUUCUAUUAGCAUUUUGCAAA